Molecule: messenger RNA, 1260 nt
Organism: Caenorhabditis remanei
Lineage: Eukaryota; Metazoa; Nematoda; Chromadorea; Rhabditida; Rhabditidae
Exons: 6
Coding region: 1-1260 (419 amino acids)
Biological process (GO): glycerol transmembrane transport; water transport
Cellular component (GO): plasma membrane; basolateral plasma membrane
Molecular function (GO): glycerol channel activity; water channel activity
Source: RefSeq, a predicted model, not a curated record
AUGUUGUCCGACUCAUCUUCUGAUUCCUCUGAUCGGUCGUUCAAAUUCCCAUUUGACACUACUGAUGCUCUUUCGAUUCAUGAGUUGGCGGUUAAGGAUUUACCUAAACCAGAUGCUGAGAAUCCGUUCAGUGUUGCUAUGCACUCUCCACCAGGAUCGCCUCCUUUUGCAGUAGACAGAAAAUCAGUUGACAACUCGGUUGUCGCUGUCACUGACACUCCAUUCGAGUUUGCUCCGAGUCAGAAGUCGUCACAACAUACUAAUAGACCCCCACCAUUUGCAAAAUCUGAAGAGGAAAAUAUGACAAUGAAUCUAGUGGAAAGACUCCGACCAAAAUUCACAAUUGACAAUGAACUGAUUCGAGCAUUUAUAGCAGAACUUUUCUGCACAGGAUUCCUUGUGUUUGGAGGAGAAUGUGUGAAUGCCCAAUAUGUUCUGUCGCAAGGAAAAAAUAAUGAAUGGAUUGGAAUUUCCGUUGGUUGGGGUCUCGUUCUUAUGAUGGCUGUUCUCAUGGGUUCUCGGAUAUCGGGUGCCCAUCUCAAUCCCGCUGUUUCGUUUUUCCAAGUGACUCAGGGAAAAAUGAAUUGGAUUCGAUUCUUGGUGUAUGUAGUGGCUCAGAAUAUUGGAGCUUUUCUUGGUGCUUUCGGAGUAUUUUGUGUUUAUUUCGAUGCAAUAAAUGUAUUCGAAGGAGGUAAUCGGACUGUAACUGGACAUACAGCAACUGCUUCAAUAUUUGCCACGUAUCCUGGUCCAUUUCUCGGAACAUUCAAUGCAAUCAUUGAUCAAAUAGCUGGAACAUUAGUUCUUUGUCUCGGUGUUGCAGCAAUUACAGACCGUCGGAAUGAAAUUCCAUCAUUCCUUCAACCUGCAUGGAUUGGUGCUCUCCUAGCGUUUCUUGGAAUGUCGAUGGCACUUAAUGCAGGAUAUGCAAUCAAUCCAGCAAGAGAUUUCGCUCCUCGUCUCUUCUCUCUUUGUGCUGGAUACGGAUGGGAAGUAUUCAGUUACAGAGACUACAAAUGGUUCUGGAUUCCAAUAAUUUGUCCGAUGAUUGGAGGAGUUCUCGGAGCAUGGAUUUAUGAGUUCUUCAUCGGAUAUCACAUACAAGAUGAUGCUGCUUUAGAAGCUGAAAGUGAGAAACAGUUGCAAAGUAUUCUUGAUGAAGUGGCGGAUAUUGAGAACCAAUUACCAGCAUAUACGGAUAAGAAACAAUUAUCCGACGUUGCAUCCAUUCAUCAGGAUCCAAGUUUCCGAAACAUUUAG